Vespula pensylvanica (western yellowjacket) is the source of this 1170-nucleotide messenger RNA. RefSeq names its product 26S proteasome non-ATPase regulatory subunit 9. Gene Ontology annotation, cellular component: nucleus; cytoplasm. Lineage: Eukaryota; Metazoa; Arthropoda; Insecta; Hymenoptera; Vespidae. Gene Ontology annotation, molecular function: protein binding. The record is from RefSeq and is a predicted model, not a curated record. Bases 23 to 646 code for a protein of 207 amino acids. Gene Ontology annotation, biological process: proteasome regulatory particle assembly. The transcript is spliced from 5 exons.
UGAAAACAAAAGAAAAAGAAAAAUGGUGGUCGAUAUGGAACUUCAAGAAGCAAAAGAUGAGGUUCUUCGGCUUAUGAAAGAUAAAGAUAAAAUUGAAUCGGAUAUACGCGCGCUAAAAGAUGUAUUAGAUAGCAACCAUGUGGGUAUGGAUGAUCCUCUGGUGGAUUCUGAGGGGUAUCCAAGACAGGAUAUUGAUGUAUAUCAAGUUAGACAUACAAGGCAUCGGAUAAUAUGUCUUACAAAUGAUCACAAAGCAUUGAUGAAGAAGAUAGAAGAAGGUUUACAUAAAGUACAUUCUCUUUCUGGGAAUCAAAUACAAGAGGCUAUAGCAACAACCAGCGAUAUUGAAGAACCGUUUUCAACAGAACCUUUUCUGAGAGUAAAUGUGGUGUCACCUUCUUCUCCAGCCGAAGUAGCAGGAAUUCAAGUCGACGAUCUGAUCAUAGAAUUUGGCUCUAUUAAUUAUGGAAAUUUCAAGACGUUAAAGGAUAUCGCGACAUUAGUAGAACACAGUAGGUAUAAGUCUUUGGAUAUAAAACUUAAGCGUGGAUCAAGUAUCUUGGCCCUGACUUUAAUACCACGUCCUUGGGAUGGCAAAGGUCUACUGGGAUGUAAUGUAAUACCUCUAGAAGUUGUCGAAAGAUAAAUUAUUAUUAUAAACUAUAAGAAACUUGAUGAUUAUACUUAUAUAUAUACACACACAUAUAUAUAAAGUUAUUUUUAUGCGCAUUUUAAUUGGCAAUAAAUUAAUAUUUAUAAAUAUAAUUUUUGUGCCAUUAUACACUUUAAUUCCUUCAUUGUUAUAUUGUGCAUUUAAUAACGGAUAUAGAUGAAUUUCUUUGGUAGUACUUAAAAAUGAUAUAAUCCUUGGAAGGAGCUUUGGUCGCUGGCAUUGUAACUUGAUAAAGAUAAUCCACCUGAGUGAGUUUCUAGUCAGCAUUCCUUAACAGUCAGCAUAGUAUAUAAUGGAAAUAAUUCUGUUGAAAGUUAGUUUAUGGGAAGUAGUAUCAGCAAGAUGAAUACCCAGGUGAUCGUAGCAUUUUGUCUGUUUGUUCUCGUUUUUGGAGCAUCAUGCGAGUCUACGUCACUCGAACAAUCUAAUUCGUUACCCUUGACGUUCGUUUACGCUGUCUAUCCGUUUUAUAAUACCGAAACACUUCUUCAAGUUUG